AUAGCACGGCACUUCUACCGGACAAUGGUGUAUAAAUUUGAUUGAUUUCAAACAACAUAUCACAUAUAGCAUGAUGAACGAGAACGUUUCUAAAAUAUUACUAUAAAAGGAUGACUGCUGUUUCUGGUUUAAUGUUCCUCUUCCUUCUCUGGUGUCUGUUCUGUUUUGGUCAUCACUAUAUUCAUGCUGAUCAGAAACCUCGGACUGUCUCCUUGGGAAUAUUUUACAAGUAUCUAUGGUUCUUUGAAAUGUCGAUGCUUCAAAGUCUCCUGGAAGCCUUCAUCUCAGGAAUCGCUUUGAAACUUAGUGGUAAAUCCUUACAGAUAUUUUCAUUUGAUGGUAAAAUUUUAAUAAUGGUAACUUUGUUCCAUCUGGCGGGAACAAUCUGCUCAAAUGCAGCUAUUUUUAUUCACAGUGUGAGCAUUCAAAAUAUUUUCGCCUGUUUUGAGCCUAUCAUGGUGUACAUCUUAGUCUUUUUUCUUGACAACCAAGUGAAGAACACUAAAGCACUCCUUUUUAGCUUAACUCUUCUCAGUCUUUCUCCUUUUUUACUUGCCAUGCGCAGUGACAAUCUUUCAUUCACCAAACCAUCCAUCAUUCUAGGAAUUAUUUCACUAAUUACGCGACCUUUAAGGAAUAUCUACUUUAAAGCACUCAGCGAUGGCGAAGAACAAUUUGUACAAAAAUGCUUUUUGGUUUCCUGUAUAUCUUUUUUAAUUACCUUACCACUUGUUCUAGUAAAGUUAGCUUAUACUUGGAUUUUUCCUUCAUUAAAACUAGAAAUGGUUCUCCGAGAAACAUCGUUUCACUUUUUUAACAAUUCAAUUUCGUUGUUUUUUCUGGAGAAAUUUUCACCUUUGUUUCAAUCAUUUCUUGGGUCGCUCAUAAGAUAUUUUGUUGUAAUGAUAACGUUUAAUCUGUCAGAUCGUUGCUUUCUUUUUUCAAUUAUAACAAUUCCGCUUUUUCUUAUUGGUGUUAGUAUAUUUUUCAUGAAAUGGAACGAAAACUCGAAAAAGAACGAGAUUCAAAAAUAUUUAGUAAAAUACUCUGUUCUCGUUAAUGUCUUCUUCGGUGCUUACAUCAUUUUGGAUGGAAAAUGGAGGAUUUUUACAAACAAAACAGAAAAACUAUAUCCUCAAACUCAAUUUACUAACUUACUUCUCGGAAACAAUUCUCGACAUCUUCACCAACGAAAUGGAAAGCUUACCUUUCAUGCAAUAUUCACAACUUCCUCGCAAAGUUUUAUUAAAGUAAUGGACGAAAGAGGCGGCAAGUCAAAAGUGCAAGGAGAGUUCAAUUGGCGUCAUUGGCGUUGUGUGGAGUCUGUGUUUUAUCAUCAUCCCAACGCGACCAUGAUUAUCCAUAGUAAUACCCUGCAUUUGUCCAUACUUGAUGUCUUGAGAAAGAAAGGCUAUGAUGCACACGUACAACGUUACAAACUAUCAGAACUGGCACAAGGAACGUCAGCCGUAGAAUUCAUACGAGAUGAGCUACCUUACGCCAUGGAAGGACAAAAUUGGUAUAGCCAUGAAACGGACCUAAUCCGAUUGCUUCUGUUAUAUAAAUACGGCGGGAUUUAUAUCGAUACUGACGUCAUAAUAGUGAGAGACUGGCACGACCUACCCUCAAAUGUUAUUGGCUGGGAAAGCUCAAAGAAUCUGAAUGGAGCGAUUUUGAAAUUCGACAAACCAUAUCAUCCCUUUCUACAGAUGUGCAUUGAGCAAUUUUCGCGACACUAUUCCCAGGCCUGGGCAGAAAACGGUCCUUUGCUGUUGAGCCGCCUUUAUCGAAGAUGGUCAGCAGUAAACCGUAACAAUGACGUGAUGUUAGUAAACAGCAACGUGUUUUAUAUGUUUUUUUAUGGAACGAUUGCAAAAGAAUGCUUUGAACUGACUCGUGGGACUGUUUAUAAUGCAAAAAUGGAGAUAUUGGUGAAGAAUGCAUAUGCAGUGCAUUUGUAUUCUAAAAUGACGGGUGCCUUUGGCAUCAAAGGGGGGAAAAAAAUUAAGAGUGGGACAAUAUGUGAAUAUUUAUUAAGUAGAUUUUGUGUUUUAUGCCAUGAGAGUUACUGAUAGAGAAGAUGAAAUGAUACUUUGAUGUAUAAUAACAUAAUAUUACAUUUUUUGUCAAUCAAGA
Molecule: messenger RNA, 2136 nt
Organism: Xenia sp. Carnegie-2017
Lineage: Eukaryota; Metazoa; Cnidaria; Anthozoa; Malacalcyonacea; Xeniidae
Exons: 3
Coding region: 111-2072 (653 amino acids)
Source: RefSeq, a predicted model, not a curated record